Messenger RNA from Spirodela intermedia, 11184 nucleotides. The record is from the annotation of a GenBank genome assembly. NCBI's taxonomy places the organism in Eukaryota, Viridiplantae, Streptophyta, Magnoliopsida, Alismatales, Araceae.
AUGGACGCGGCUUCUCGCCCUGCCGUGGUCAUCGACAAUGGCACCGGGUAAGGAGGAUUCUCUUAGCUUUAUAUGCUCCUGUUGGAAUUCUUAUGCAUGCGCGAUUUCUGGUUCGAUAAUAGUAGGUUCUCUGGAUAUCGACUGUAUGCGGAAUUGGGAUGUGAAUGCUGACGUUCAGUGAGAGUGUGGAGUUCAUCUUCAUGGGGGAUUUUAACCGCUAUGCCUCCCUCUUGAGUGGGUUUCUCCUUGACUUGGGACUCUUAGAAUAGCUUUUUGUUUGCAACAACAUUUCAAAUUAUUUGGGUUUCUCCCUUCCACUUGUGAUGAACUGCGCGUGUGUACUGUUUCAUUUCCUCGUGCUGCCCCUCAGUAGCUAGCCUCUUCAUAAAAUUCUAAAUGUGUUUUUCUUUGAACUUUACUGCCAGUUUUUCGUCCAUUAUCUCUUUCAAUGCGAAUUCUUUUGGCAUGAGGACUCUGGAUGCUUGCCUCGUUUGGUAUAGUAAUAUCGAUUGGUUUGGUAUAGUAAUAUCGUUUGGUAUACAUCAUACACUCAUUUUUACCCUGUUUUUAUCUCCUCUAGGUAUACCAAGAUGGGGUUUGCUGGGAACGUGGAGCCUUGCUUCAUUAUUCCGACUGUUGUAGCUGUCAACGAAUCUUUCCUUAAUCAGUCCAGGGCUUCUAGCAAGGGAAAUUGGUUGGUACAGCACAGUGCUGGUGUAAUGGCUGAUCUUGAUUUUUUCAUUGGGGACGAGGCUCUUUCACGAUCUCGUUCCAGCGGUACAUACAACCUCAGUUAUCCUAUUCAGCAUGGCCAGGUAGACAAAUGUCAUUUCAGGUUUCCUCUUCUCCCCUCUUGGAAACUGUAACUCAGUAUCUUAAACAGGUGGCAAAUUGGGACGCAAUGGAAAAGUUCUGGCAGCAAUGUAUAUUCAACUACCUACGCUGUGAUCCUGAGGACCAUUACUUUCUCCUGACAGAGAGCCCUCUAACUGCUCCAGAAAAUCGAGAGUAUACUGGGGAAAUUAUGUUUGAGACAUUUAAUGUUCCUGGACUGUAUAUAGCAGUCCAGCCUGUGUUGGCUCUUGCUGCGGGAUACACAACAUCGAGGGUUGGUAUUGUCUAUUUUUAGUAUUAGGUGCCUCUAACAUUCAUUUCACAUUAUCUUUUCUUAUUUUCGCUCAGUUGUCCGUAAGUCUCUUCUUUUUUCAUUUUAUCCCAAUGUAGAUGUUGGGUUGCCUGGGUAUUUGGAAAAUAUAGUGUGAAUGAAAUCUGACUAUUUAGAUCUUCCAUGAGAAAUUUAUUUUCUUUUUAUCUAAAUUAACAUUUUCACAAGUUCUGUGUACUAAAUCGGUGUAGUUGGCAUUCAGUCUCAGCUUUUUUUGACAGCUCUGGUGUUUCAAUCUCAUUCAGCAGCAACAUCCUCCUUAUGUUCACACUAUAAAUUUAGCUCAUAGAAUCAGCAGAGAAAAUACUUUGUUUUGGUCCUAGCAUAGCUUCCUAGCUACAUGACAACUAUUAAAAGUUCAGCUUCAAAUCUCAAAUAAUACAAUGGCGAAUGAUAAUGGGUGCUCAACUGCUUUGAUUCGUUAAACCAGCCAGUUUUCUUGAGUCUAGGAAUUCAAGAAGUGACUAUGGUUAUGAAAGGGGGUUGGAUUUCAGAAGUGAAAGAGGGUCACUAGUUGUUGAUGCAUGAAGGACUGAACAUCCUUCUUAGGGGUGAAAGCCAUAGUUUUGAUAAAGGGUGAAGUGUAGACUGGACAAAUGUGGUCACUGUAUGUAAUAUAGUGUAUAUUUCUCGUGGCAUAUUUUAAUUAUCAGGGAUCUACCCAUACUUUUUAGAAAAGUCCGCACUUACCUUGGUCUUUUGCUGAAUGCAAAUUUUUGAUAAUCGUGAGCAUAUUGUUCUGUAGAUUCAUAAAUUACCACAUUAGUAGUUCUAUUAUUUCCUAGAACAAUGUGCGUUUCUACUGAUAUGCGAUCUGCCUAAUGGGUGGAUCUAAUACAGACAUGAGAGCUUCAGGAUUACAGGAUCCUUCAAAAGAUUUGAAUGUCAGAUCGAUGAGAAUUAUGCAUAAAAAGCUAUUCUCAAUCAAAUAUAAUAAUCUUUCUUAAUCGUAUUGUUUGAGCUGUUUUACUCCUUUCAGCAUUAUUUUCAAAUCCAAACUUUUUAGAAUUUUGGUAACUCAGAAAGUAAAAAAAGCUAGCUAAAAGGUGCUGAGUCCGUUGUGACUCAAACUGGCUAUAAGUGACUUGGCUUUGAUGUGUGAAUCUGUAGAGAAGAUUUUGAGAAACAGUAGACUUCAAAAAAACUUAAAAAGCCUUCCAAUUUCGUAUGGGAGAUCUCAGUGCUAUUCAUAGACCUAUGUCUUUGAAAACUUCAUCCAAUUUGUGCUUACGAGAGGUGAUAUAGGAUUGGCAAACCAAUCAAACGUAUUAUAUUUUUGCCAAAAAUAUAAUGGAAAUGGGGUCAUGCCCAUUUUAUGGAUAAUCCACUUAUAUCAAAGACUGUGUGUUGCCUCGCUUGUACGAGAAAUAUGAGCAGAAUGUCUUCCAGAAUCUCCUUAUCUGAUUUUUUCUUCCUGAAGACAAAUGGUUUGGUUCCUUUCUGAGCUCCUCAUUUAGAGACAUGGGAAUACAAUCAUUUGGACGCUAUUUGAUCUUUUUGGGAAUGGCCUUGCCAUUACACUCCUACUUAUCCUUGUUCCAUUUGUGAGAUUCAAUCCUGCAAAAUCAUGCUGAGAAGCGCAUCUCUCUUGUUCCCUGCAAUAAGUAUAAAGAGGCAUAGACAACGGAAGAAGCAGUAUAUGGGCUUCAGUGGUCAUGAAUACAAUUUCAGAGGAUGAAUAAUCAUCUCAAUCUCUGUAUUCACAGGGAGAUUGAUUAAUUACUUUCGCUUUUUAUAUGUAAGAACCCUAAAAACUAAGAAUCACAAUAUAAAAAAUAUAAAGAAUUAACCGAUCCAUGCUUUUUCGUGUCACUUUAUUUAUUAUCGGUAAGUUUCUCUGACCCUGAUUUGGUUCGAUAGUCUCUUGUUUUUAGUUUACUCUCCUGUUAUAUAUUUAUGAAUAGCAAUAUUGUGACAAAGAAGAUAUAAGCAUCAGUCUUCUAAAUCAUCUAUCCAAUGUAAAAAAUUAAGUUCCCCAUAAGUCACACAGCGAGAUCUUCAGUUGUAGACUUAUGCAGUUGCUCAUGGAGACUAUGUCGUCCUUGUAGUUCUGAUAUUUCUUCUUUCUUCAGUUUAUUUAAGUCUGGUUACUUUUUAAUGCGAGCAGGGCAUACCUCAGGCUAUAUUUUAUCCCCUUCUAUUUUCCCUGAACUGUUCCUUUUUUCUAGGUAUUCCCUUUCUAAGAAUCCUUGGUAGCUUGAAAAUGUGCCAGGCUAUACUCCUGUCUCUGAGAUGCUGCCUUUAGUAAUCUAUUUGAGCUUUGAACAUAAAGUCAAUGGGCAUUAAGUUCAGUUAUCCAUAAACGGCACCCUCUAAACAUUUUCUUUAUAAUGCAGGAACUUAUGACUUUUUUCGUCAUAAUCUCGUAUGGAUAAUGAUUAUAUGUUUGGGUACAGGAGCAACUUGGGCUUGCUGUGACAGAAUUUUUUAGGACUAGGCAUGGUAGACCUAAAGCCACAUAUACAAUCUUUGCUUCUGAAGGCCUAAAUUUUCAUGCCUACUAGAUGACUUAAACGAAAAUCAUUAAUCUUUAGCACAGAGUGGCUGAUGAGUGACUAGUCGAGCUAGUUGAUUUCGACAAAUAGAAUGCAUGUUGAAAAAUUAUUCAAUACAUUUCUGAAGUUUUUAUUGUGUAAAAUAUUUUUUAUGCUACUAAAAUGGUUGAAGGAAUUAGCUCAUAAUAAGUGAUUACUCAUGCAACUUAUGAAAGUUUAAUUCAGUCAAUAUUGUGUUUGAGGUCUUAACUACUUGAAGGAAUGAGCUCUUUAGAGAAAAGAUGUUAUGUAUGUCUUCCUUUUCUAACCAAUACCUUUCUCAGUGCGAAAUGACAGGAGUUAUUGUCGAUGUUGGAGAUGGGGGUACACAUGUUGUUCCAGUUGCUGAUGGGUAUGUUAUUGGAAGCAGCAUGAAGUCUAUUCCAAUAUCAGGGAAAGAUGUCACCUUGUUUAUUCAGCAGCUUUUGCGGGUACUUCCUAGAGGACCUCUUUUUUUAGUUUGUUCUUUGUUUUCUUGCAUUAUUAAACAAUCUACUCUUUUUUAUGUACAUAGCUCGUGCAUUGAUGACAAUCACGCCACAUGUGUGCAUAGCUCGUCUUCUCAUACUAGUUUCUACAUGACUGAUGGCUCAUCCCGCUUUUGCCAUUCUCUUUUUAGUUAUCAUUUUCCUGAUGCCCCUCAUCAAACUUUUUGUCUUGUCCUUUAUUCUACUAAACCUAGUUAAACAGAUGCAUUAACAUCUGAAUCUAGUAGAACAUUUGCCUUCUACUCUGAAGGCUGUUAUGAUGUGAGCAGAUAUUCAAUUUAACUUAGUAUGAAGUCAUUUUCUCUUCAAUUAAGUUUUAUUUGUCAUGCCAUUGUUAUCAUGAAAACUAGAUCGCUUAAUUGGAGAGAAUCUGAUUCUAUACAUAUUCUAUCCUGGUUGAUAUUGUCCUUUUCCUUGUCGUUGCCAUUCUCUUAUAAAUUAAUCCCCUUUGUUUCUUAUUUAUUCCUGUCCACUUCACGCAGAGAAGUGAUAACCUACACAUUGAAAUCUAGUUGAAAAAUCUUUUUAGCAGUGAUAUAUUGUGUGCCUUCCUUUUUCUUUUUGCAUUAUGAGCCUGGUUUUACCAUUUUAAUUUUGAUGUAUAUAGAUGCUCAGUGUAAUAAAUCUUGAAACUGUUUUCUUUCAUUUGUUCAAAUGUAAAAGAAAUUUAACUUCUUCAAAAUGUCUCACUUCAGAACAGAUUUCAUCAGUAAGCAUUUAAAUUCCCGCACAAGCUUGAUCUCAUACCAGGCGCAGUGGAACAACUAUUGUGAUCUCCUUCAUUAUUUGCAAACAUAUGCAAUUGAUUAGAGGUUUAUGUAGCAAAAAAGUUAACUUAUUGAAGAAUUUAAUAUUUGCAGUUUAAACUCGAGCAUACGGCUUAAAAAACUGCUUAAGUUCAAAAUAAAAUGGCUGGAUUACAUUGGGCUUAUUGGCCCUUGUUCGAGUUCAGAAAAGCCCAAUACAUUUUUCUUUGGAUGUUCUCAUUCUUUGUUCUCGGGUGGUUCAGUCCGUUUUGGACCUGUAUUUGCGUAAUUUAUCACUGAUGGUUGGCAUCAUGAUCAUUCAGCUCCAACAUAUAGUUAAUGUCUAGAGAACAAUCUUAUGUCGUUUCCAUAUCAUGUUGGAAGGGGAAAGAGCUGACAAAUAGUGUUACUCAGAAGACAGUCUCCGCAUUAGGAUAUUUCAUCCAUAAGUUAAUAAUCAAGUGGCGGUUUUUCAUGCGUGGAAAAUCUUGUAUAAUGCAGAAAUUCAUUUUUUACUUCAGGAAUGGUGCAGUUUUUGCAAAUGCUUUACUUGAAAACUCCUAUUAAAAUAUCCACAUUUUUUAUUGAUUUCCUUGCAUUCACUAUUACGAUGCUGCUGACACUUGUACAACCCAUUUUUGAUGGAGGAAUAAUCUUUUUGUUGAACCUAUGUUUCUUUUUUUCGAUUUUAAUCUCAGAAGAUGGGUUUUCUUAGAUAGGCAUCAUGGUUCAUUUUCAUAAAUAAUGUAACAAAUUUUAUUUGUGUCUCUGGUCUAAUGCAGAAUCAAAUUUCUUGUAAGAAGAUUAGUUUUCCGUAUUUUCAUGGAAUUCAUUGUAGUUUCUGAAAAAUUGAUUAAAUUGGUUCUCUAAUUUCUCUUAAUUUCAUGUUUCCCAUAGGAAAGGGGAGAACAUAUACCUCCAGAAGAUUCUUUUGAUGUUGCUCGAAAGGUUAAAGAGAUGCAUUGUUACACUUGUUCAGACAUAGUAAAGGUAAUUCCAAGUCUCUCAUAGUUUUGGCUACUGAUGAUGAUGGAAAUAUAGGUACCACCCAGCGAAAUUACUUUCGAAUUGAUGAUGAUGGUGCCAACGAUUCACUUGUAUUUCUAAUUGGGAAUAUUUAUAUUGUUAAACACACAUGUAGUCCUCGUUUGUAAUUGUUUUUUUGAAGUUGUUCAGUUCAGAAAUGUAAAUGAAUUUUCUUUGAUUUGGCUGAUUGUUUUGUCUGUGGAGGCAGGAGUAUAACAAGUAUGACAAAGAGCCCUCCAAAUACAUUAAACAUUUUACUGGCGUCAAACCAAAAACUGGAGCACCAUACUCAUGCGAUAUUGGCUACGAAAGGUUCCUUGGCCCUGAGGUGGUUUUUUGAUGCCUUACUCACAAUUUCUUUGCGCCUGUUUUACAAUAAUUGAUUAGAUAAAGCCUCCUAUGUUACCUGUUUCUUUAAUGAGGGAAAUAAAAGGAAUUUAUAAUUUUAAAUUUAAAAAAUAGUUCAUGAUAUAUAUAUAGCCACAGAGCAUGUACAUACUGAUAAUUUAUGAUUUAAUAUUUUUUUAAAAUUAUUGAAACAUUGAUUCUUGUGUCAAGAAAAUAGUUGUGAUAUCAACCUGUGUAGCACUUGUGUCACUUUUGCUGGGAUUUCUAUCUUCUCAUUAAUCCUUAUCUGAACUUAUGUCUGUCUCAGUUACCUUUAGUGGUGUUAGUACAGUGAUUUGUGCAGAGUGAAUCUUUACCUUGUGCUAUGCUGCUCAAAGUCGGUGUUUGAAUUCUGUCUCACCCUCUAACUCGUGCUGUCACUGCUGUUGAAGGGAUUUUAGGAUUUUGAUUCUUUGUAUUGCAUCCUUGUUUUGAUAAUCCAUAUUAUUCUUUUUAUUCGUUAUUCUUUUUUAUCAUUUUACUACCAGUUUUCCUAUGUGGCAUCUCACCCUGGAAGACACGGGAUGUGAUAAGAUUAGUUGCCCAUCUCAUGGCUCAGGGCAACUUCCACGACAGUCCUUUUCUCUGAGAGCAGUGUCAUCUCUUUUUCUACUGAUAACAUGCUUCAAUUUGUGAAGUCUUUUGAACUUUAACUUAAUAGUUUUUUAUUGAUCAUAUUUUCUCUGAUUUGAGUCAAAAUCAUUGUUGAGUUUUUGGAGUAUCAAUUAAGGUGAAGACAAUUAAUGUGUAAAUUUAUUUUACUUUAUUUACUUAGAAUAGCUUUUCAUGCUCUGGAAUGUUGUACCAACAUGGUGUGGCUCUGUUUUAUCUUUUUAUCUUUGGUAGAUUGCCUAAAUAAUUUACUGAGUGAUACUCCAAAGUCAAUUUCUAUUUACUAAACAAUAUACUGCUGAAUAUAGUUCACUGUCAAUUUAUGUUUUCUUUUACAAACGCCACAUGCAGCUUAUUGAUAUGUUUCGAAUUGUCCUUCGGCUUCUUAAGUCUUAUUUUUCCAUUAUUAUUUUGGGUAGAUUGCUGGUAUCCAACUUUAAAUGCUAUUUUCUCUGCGAAGACAAGUUGCCCCUCCAUUGCCUUUGUCCACCAUUGGUUGAUGAAUUUUCUGCUCUUUAUACUAUAUUUGCAGAUUUUCUUUAAUCCAGAGAUUUAUAGUGAUGAAUUCACCACUCCACUGCCUUCAGUUGUUGACAAGUGCAUCCAGUCAGCACCAAUCGACACUAGGAGGGCUCUUUAUAAGGUUCAUAUGCCAGGAAAUAUUGUAGUAUUAAAAGGUUAAUUUUUAAAUCAGUGAAUUUUUAUUUGACGACAAUUUUGAACCAUAUUCAGAAUAUUGUGUUGUCUGGAGGUUCAACCAUGUUCAAGGAUUUCAAUAGGAGGUUGCAACGAGAUUUAAAGAAGAUAGUAGAUACCCGUAGUCUUGCUUCUAAUGCUCGCCAUGGUGCAGACAUAAAGGUUGGCAUUGAGUAUUUAAUGAUUUCAGUUUAUUCUCGUUACAUCACUAACACAGACUCCUCUCAUUCCAGUCUCAACCUGUUGAAGUCAAUGUGGUGAGUCAUCCAAUUCAAAGGUUUGCAGUUUGGUUUGGGGGGUCUGUGCUUGCAUCAACAUCUGAAUUCUAUGAGGUAUGACCGCAUUCAAAUGUGAAUACAUUUUAGUCUGCUUUAUGUAGUGAUUUUUUUUGCCGUUUGAAAUAUAUAAUUCGUGUGCACUUAUUAAUUUAGCUCGAUUAUUUUAUUGCAGCAUGUUUAUUCGGAAAACUGUCUCAGUUUCUAAAUAAUUUUUGAAUUUAUUUAUCAAGCCCCAUAGAUCUUAAUAUGAGAAAAGGCCAAAUGCCCUAAAUUUAUGAUCUGAAAAAUUUACAGUGGGAACAAAAGUAGUAAAAAAGGUUACAAGAUAUCACAAUUUUUGAAAUGACGAAUGCCAACUUACGGUUCAGCCCGUUAAGAUAUGCGCCAGACGGCAUAUGUAGUAUAAACUGAUUUAGAGCUCGCUGAUCAGGAUAUUUUGGUGGUAUUGCUGUAUGCAAUUUUCUCAGCUUUUCAUCAUGGUAGCUGUCCUAAAUUUUUAUUGAAUGCUCUUUUUUAUCUUUCCUUGAGUGCGGACUGCUCUGAUGAAGACUAAACAGGAUAUUAGAUUGGGUUAACCGUAGCAUACACAAUAAAUGGGAUAGAACUGUAUUGACAUUGGGAUCUUGACAAAGGCUGCCGAUGAUCACAAGAAACUGGCGAUGUUGAGGGUUAGAUAGAGGAUAAUACGGUGCUAGUUUCUCAAAGAAAUUGCUAACUUAUGCAAGUCCGGGAUUAUAUUCACAUAUAUUAAAAGUCCUCGGUGGAAGUUUCUGAACACAUUUUAUCUUAUGGACAUCUCUCCUUCAACCGUGAUGUAAACAUUCGAUAGGUAAGGAUCUAAGGCAAAGGCCUCACUUCUCUUACCGAACCUUUAUGUUUGGGGUUUUUAGGCUUUCUUCUAAGCAGUUGUUUCUCAUAAAAGCUAUCUUCUCACCUCGUUCGCAAAUCAUAAGACUACUGACCACGUUGAUCUUUUUAGUCACUUUUACAACUUUGAUAUUGUGUAGAUUAUGUAUUUAUUUCUUUAUUAUGUUUUCAUGACCCAACUCAGCAUAAAACUUUGAUAUUGUCUACGGGUUUUGAAUAUCACCGUAUAGUUUCUUACGAAAUCAGAGCUUCUGGUUAUAGUUAAGCAAGUUCAUCUAAUUUUUUGCUACCCGGUUCUUUUAAAGAUUGAAGAUUCAAAUAAGGCAAACUAUGAUGAAACCUUUUAAUAAAUGUUUACUGCGAUUUAUAUCUCCCGGUAUCAAAUAUACAACGCAGUCUUUAUCAAAGUUUCAUCAUUCAAAUAAUGCUAUCAAGCAACCAGCAUGGAUGUUGGGUGUAUGGAAAGUAACACUUGGGACUGGCUUAGAAACACAAAAUCGACAGCAAAGGGUGAAUGCUUGAAGUUUUUUAAGCAAUGGAAGUUUUGACGGAAAUUGAAAUCCCAUCAGUAAAUUUCAUACAAACCAACUUCCAUCUCACCUUCUUUUAGUUCCCUAUGACCACAAUGUGACAUCAGAAUUUCGGUGAAAAGUAGGCAAAUUAUGCUUGAGUCUCGUAUUUUAUUGAAUGCCAUUGUAUUAUCAAUAGCAUUAGAUAGAGUGUAGGCUAGACUAUUCAGAUAUGCGUUUUCUUGGAUUCAUAGAAACUUAAAAGAGUUGGUGAAGAACAGGUGGAUAGAGUCCAUAGUUUUUUGACAAAGCAUGUUCUUCAUAUAUGGGUGCAGAACUGGUAGAGGAUUUAAUGUUGGGGAGGGGGGAAAAGGAGCUAGACUAUAAAAUAACUUGGUGUUUCAAAGGGUGAGAUUUUUUCUGAGAAGAAUUAAAUAAUAUGAUUGAGCGAAUGACCGAUAGUUUUUAAAUGGGAAAGGAAAUAUCAAAAAGCUCCUUCCUCUCUUAUUUUUGUCUGAAAAAUGAAUCAUGAGAGUUUCAAGGACUGCUAAUGGAGCCGACUCUUUUACUGUUGAAUGGCUCAGAUAAAUAAGUACCCUGGAACACCCUUAAAGCCUGAUGAAUUUCUCAGCCAGAAGAUUCCCAUUGAAUCACCCAAAGCACAGCUGACGAUGACGUCUCCCACCACUCUUCAUCUGAAUUAUGUUAAAUGACCAAGUCUACUGAGUCUUAAGCUCUUAAGCUUGGUAGCUUGGUAGCUCUCUAGGUUUUUGAUAUUACAUCAAAGAUACAAUAUUCCAUUAAAAGGGAUCAAUGGUUUCCACAUAGCGUACUGCAUAGUUCGUCUAGAUUUCUGGUUGAUAUGAGAAAACUUGCAGAAGUCUCUGAGUAUCAAUCGCCUGAAAGAUAGCUAUUUUUCCAAUAUCACGUUUUACACAUUUCAUCAUAAGCUAUGUGUUGUAAAUGGAGAAACGACCUCUGUCACGGAGGACAGGGGAGAACGGGGGAAACCGCCUCAAUUCCAUUCAACCAUUACACCCCUUAAUAUAAGGAGAAAUCCUACACUUUUCCAAAAACAUCCUCAACUAAUUACACUAUUUUCCUACGACCUAGAUAUUCCAGUACUAUGGCUCUUUUUAACUGUUAGAUGUAUUUCAAUUGUUAUGCAUUGAUUAGGGUCGGCAAUAGAUUACCUAUAGUUUUUUGUUAAUCUUUUUCUAAACAGCCAGUAGUGGUUACUGAUGAAAGGCUGUCUCUCUUGUCCAUAGUCAAGCAUCCUAAGGAACCAACGAAGUCUGAGCUCAGCCGCAUGUGUAUCCCAUACCAUUCUUGAUAGAGGAGACAUGAUCUCCAACCUCAAACAGGAGAAUUUUUUUGUUUCUUUAGUCCCAAAAUUUUUGUUUCUACUUAUAACCCUAUGAUGGAAUAACAUGCUAUGCACCAGAAUGCUAAUCUUACACAACGGAGACUGUUUCUGACUGUCAAGAUCUAGAAUUCUGUCUGAAAAUAGUUGAACAAAGUAUAAUAUUGAUCCUACACCAGAUCAUGGAACAGGCAGAUAAACUAAUAUGAUUAGCAUUUAUGAUAUAAUAAAAUAAUAAUUUAUUUUUGCUCUUAUGGCCACUUGCGUCUAACUUAUGCAUGUAAUAAUAGAAACUAUGAUGCUUCAAACACUAUUAAUUAGAACCCCAUCAGAAAGGAUGUCCAUGACGAUCAUUUUUGUUCUAAAUAUUUAGCUGUGCUUACUGCAUUGUGUUGGAGGUGGAAGGAAAUCUGAUGUUCUUAACUUCUGCAGGCCUGCCACACGAAAGCAGAGUACGAGGAAUAUGGGGCCAGCAUUUGCCGUACAAACCCCAUCUUCAAAGGGAUGUACUGA